AUGCCAUUCAGAGCUCGGAAGAGCAGUCGCACAGCAAAUUCAGCUUCUAGACCACCGCCUAGAUCACUUUCACCCGAUCAAGACGACGACGAGGAAGAAGAAGAACAAGCACGAUUAGAUGACCUAUUCUCACCAGAUUCGCCCACCCUCACACCCACAGACAGCGGAAUUCUACUCACCAAGAACGAGAAAGACACUCUGAUCGUUUUACAUCAGUUAUGCGCUUUCGAACAUGUCUUGAUGGAGUUCUUCGCAGGGUUGGAUGGGCUGAAGAUCGCACCUGUAAGGGGAUCGAAGAUAUUCAAGUUCGAUAGGCCAGAAAUGUUUGAUAAUUCUGAUACAGGGAGACAAGCGAGAAGAAAUGAUGAGAUUGGUGGCUUAGAAGGGAUCAUCGAGAGGAUAACACAUUCCCAAAAAGUUGCCAAGGAUAAUAUCAUACCUGAAGAUUACCUUGAUCGCAUUAGGGAUAACUUUAUCGCAGCUUUGCGAAACCCUUUCCUCCAUCUUCGCGAAUCCAAAGAAGUUCCAGGGCAAGUUGGACUCUUCGUCAAGCCCGCAGAACCACCAUCUCGUAUCGAUGUCCUGACGAGGAAAGGGAAAACACCCAAUAUGGAUGGAAUUCGAUUCGAACUUUUUGCCUUUCCUCGGAAGAUCAAGAAACCCGAAGAGCAUGGUUUUCUGGAUGAUCUGACCUUUGAUUAUAAGCAUAAGAAACCGGGAGAGAAGGAAGGGAAGAAUUAUGUUCUGAUGGGCUUAGGCAUGGCGAGGGUGAUCAAUCAUCACUGCCAGAAUAAAUCGAUCGAAUGGCUGUUUGGCGCCAACGCAUUGAAGUUCGAAAGUGAUUAUAAGAUUGGUAGAAUGAGUUCGAAAUUGGUGGAAAUUCCGAGGAGAACGUUGAAGCCUGGGAUGGAAAUUUUUGGAUACUAUGGUGAUGAAUUUGCUCGACUAGAUUGCAUAUGCAGCUGCACAUGGCUUCACACAUCCACAGAAGCAAAUCAUGCUGCCUUCCCUGGGCCGUCAACCCAUCAGUAUCGUGCUGAUACACCUAUCGAGUAUCCAGCCUCAAGGGCCGACUCGAUGGAUCUAAAUAAUAUUCACUUUGAAGGAUCCUCCCGACUCUCACCUGCCCGCCACUGUCGAACACCCAGCUAUUCAGAUUGGGACAGAGAUCACGCUUUAUCUGAAAACGGAAAGGAUUCUCUUAAGCGGCAAAAGAAGAAGAGAAAGAAGGGGACUACACAGGAAGAGGAAGAUGACGAUGAAGUAGAAUAUGUUACCACCAUGACACCCAGAGAAAGCUCUUCUGCAAGACAGACAAGAUCAUCAACCCAAAAGAAGAAGAAGAAACCACUGCAGAGAGUCGAUAGUGAUACGGAGGAAGAUGAUAUUCCUGGGACUUGGGGUAGAACCAGUGCUCAACGACAAGAAGAGGCUGAUGUAUUUGCCAUUGAUGAUGGUGAAACUAUAGAAAUUCUCGGUGACAAUGUCACUACGAACCCUACGAAAAUGGAGAUAUACGAUCAACUUACUCGGCUGGAUACAAGAUUGGACAAACACAUGCACCUACCGGAGACUCAUGAAGAUCGCUUGAUCACAAUCGUCUCGGAAUUGAUGGAUUCCAGAGAGAAAAUUAGCGAGGAUCGUAAGGAAAUUGAGAGAUGUAGAGUCAAGCAGAGAAUAUUAAUAGAUCGAUUAAGGCGGAAAGACAAAGGGAAGGGUAAGCACUGCGCUCGGGAUCGAGAUGCUUCGGGGAUAUCUGUAGUGGAUCUGGAAGAUAUAAUUAUUGAUGAGGAAGGAGUUGGAAGUGGAAAUAAGGCUAGUUCUUCCAUGUGUAGCUCGCAGUGA
Messenger RNA from Kwoniella botswanensis, 1845 nucleotides. RefSeq lists its product as uncharacterized. NCBI's taxonomy places the organism in Eukaryota, Fungi, Basidiomycota, Tremellomycetes, Tremellales, Cryptococcaceae. The record is from RefSeq and is a predicted model, not a curated record. The transcript is spliced from 8 exons. Bases 1 to 1845 code for a protein of 614 amino acids.